AUGGAAGCUUAUAAUAAAUUUGAUUUUGAUGGAAAUCAAGACUUUUAGCAUUAUCUUUCAAACAUUUUUCCUACUCCUAUUAACUAAGAAAAAUAUAAACGUAAUUGGUAUAAAAAAUACAUUGACUCAAAUUUUGAUGUUAAUGAUAAAUAACAAUCUCAAAAUUAAGAAUAAACUAAUAAUUAGCAACAAUAAUAAUAAUAGUAAUAAUAACAAUAAUAGUAACAAUAACAAUAAUAAUAAUAAUAAAAGCAAUAAUAAUAAUAAUAACAAUAAUAAUAAUUUUAAAGAUAAUAGCCUAAAUUACCAUUUUAAUUAGUGAUUGAAGGAGUGCUAAAAGUAUUAUAUUUUCCAGCAUUAUUGUUCUUAUAAAAACCUGAACUACAUAAAUAUGUAAAUUUAGGUAGUGUUUUUAUAUGUUUGAUGGCUCUUUACAGAAUUAAAGGAUUUCCUAAAAAAGGAUAAUAUUAAGAAUACUUUGCAAAAAGUCUCAGAAUUGAAUUUACAACUAACAUCUUAUAUAUGAUAUCAUUAUUUGCAAUAGAUAAUUUUGUCUUUUAAAUGCCUAUUGCAUUACACUUUUUAGUUGGAGCAGCUGAAUUAUGGACUUCUUUGGGCUAAGAUGAAGGAUUUACAUUAAGAUUUGCCUAAAAAAUAGUAAAGAAUAGAGAAGAGAUAUUAAUCACAAAAUAAAAGAUUGAAAUAUACUUAUUUAUCUAUUCAUUGAUAGGCAUUUUUAUUAGAAAGACAUCAUUAUUUUUAAGUGUAUUUAUACUUUAAAAUAUUUUAUUGAAAACUAAAUGCAAUGAAAAAAUGAUGAAAGCUCAAUCUAAUAUUAAGGAUUGGUAUAAAAAAAAUUUAAUUGAUAAUAAAAUGAUUCCUUAAUCUUUUAGGAAAGUCUUAGAAUUAAUUUGGAAUGGAUAUGAAAAAUUAAUGACAAUUUUUUGA
Paramecium sonneborni is the source of this 948-nucleotide messenger RNA. The record is from the annotation of a GenBank genome assembly. NCBI's taxonomy places the organism in Eukaryota, Ciliophora, Oligohymenophorea, Peniculida, Parameciidae.